AUGGAAGGGAUUUUUAAAGAAUUUACAUUUUUACAAGCAAAAUAUAUUGCAUCAUCUGUAUUUAAUACUCUACAAAUAAUUGAAAAUGAUAUUCAAGAAGGUAUUAAAAAGUUAAGUGAUGGUACAUCAGAAAACCAAGAAGAAACAUUGAAAUUAAUAAAAGAACAGCUUCGUAAAGGAGUAACACAAUUAAUAAAUGGGCAAAAAGAAAUUUAUACAAGUCUUAAUAGGUAUGGAAAAAUAUUAGAUAAGCAAUUUAAGACAGAUUUAUCAUCUAUAGGUAUACAUGAAAAAAUUCCAGGAAAUGUAGAAGAAUUACAUCGUUUGAUUGCUCUUCAUUGGAUUCGUCGUGCAGAAUUUUCUCUAGUACAAACAUUUACCAAGGAAACAUGUCUUGAUAUACCUGAAAACCUACUUCACGCUUUUGGACAUCUCUAUCAGAUCCUUCAUGCACUUAAGAAUCAAGAAUUUGACGCAGCAAUAAAAUGGGCUUAUUCAAAACGAGAGCAACUUGAACAACGUAGCAGUAAUCUUGAAUUUGACCUUCAUAAACUUCAAUUUAUUUCAAUUUUAACACGAUCUGAUCCAAAUCGCAUACAAGUUGCUAUUGAAUAUGCUAAAACACAUUUCCCACUAUUUGCAUAUAAGCAUUUGCAAGAGAUUAAAAAGCUUAUGUGUCUAUUUUGUUAUGCCUCAAAUAUAUCACUUUCUCCAUAUAAUCAAAUAUAUACACAUGAACAUCUUUGGACUUCAAUACAAACAUCUUUUAAUCGUGAAUAUUGUUCUUUAGUUGGUCUUUUACCAGAUUCACCAUUGCAAACAGUUUCCAUUGUGGGCUCUUUAGCAAUACCAACAUUAUUGAAAAUGUCAUCAAUUAUGAAAGAGAAAAAGACCGAAUGGACAAGCGAAAAUGAGCUUCCAGUAGAAGUUCCUUUACCAAGCAAAUAUCGAUUCCAUAGUGUUUUUACUUGUCCUGUCAGUAAAGAACAAACAACCGAAUCAAAUCCACCACUCAUGAUUCCUUGUGGGCAUGUUAUAUCAAAAAAAUCAAUUGAACGGCUUUCUAAGGACAAUCCAUCUAAUAAGUUCAAAUGUCCUUACUGUCCCAAGGAAACUACACCACAAGAAGUUAUUUUACUUUAUUUCUAA
Pneumocystis murina B123 is the source of this 1149-nucleotide messenger RNA. RefSeq lists its product as hypothetical. Gene Ontology annotation, molecular function: ubiquitin protein ligase activity. Lineage: Eukaryota; Fungi; Ascomycota; Pneumocystomycetes; Pneumocystales; Pneumocystaceae. The record is from RefSeq and is a predicted model, not a curated record. The coding region runs from base 1 to 1149 and encodes 382 amino acids. The transcript is spliced from 8 exons. Gene Ontology annotation, cellular component: nucleus; GID complex; cytoplasm. Gene Ontology annotation, biological process: proteasome-mediated ubiquitin-dependent protein catabolic process.